GUUUUGCUCGGUAAGCCUGCAGGCGAUCAUCCCUGCAGCCCCACAUGACGCUGGGGAAUCCGAAGAGCGAUCGGCAUAGCGGUAUAAAAUAGGGAAGUCCCCAAACGAACUCUUCCUUUUCUAAGAUCCAACAUCAUGGCAACUUCCACAAUGACCCAAGCUGACCCAAGCAGCUCGAGCUUUGAGUUGCAACCGCUUCCAGCUCAAAAUUCCUGUGAAGAGAAUGACGAAGUUGCGGAUCUUGAAGAGACACCGCCCGAUUCAGCAGUGGAGGCGCUGCAGAAAUGGAAUUCUCCUCGAAUAAACAUGUUCCGAGUCCCUGCAACAUUCUGGUCUUUCUUUGUGGUCGGGAUGAAUGAUGGUUCAUACGGACUUGAAGAAUACUACGGCCUCUCUUACACAAUCGUCUCUCUAAUCUUCCUGUCCCCGUUUGCAGGAUAUACGAUUGCGUCGGGAGUCAAUAACAUGAUGCACAUCAAAUUCGGCCAACGAGGAGUAGCGAUCGUCGGUCCAGCAUGCCAUCUUAUCUCUUACAUUGUUUUCUCUCUCCAUCCUCCGUAUCCAGUGCUCGUCGUCAUGUUCAUCUUCGUCGGUUUCGGGAACGGCCUGAUCGACGCAGCAUGGUGUGCCUGGAUCGGCAACAUGGCGAAUUCGAACGAGGUUUCGGGCUUCCUUCAAGCGUGCUAUGCAUUGGGUGCAACUGUCGCGCCAUUGAUUGCUACAGCGAUGAUCUCGAAAGGGGGUUUAGGGUGGUAUGCGUUUUACUACAUCAUGAUUGGAGCCUCGGCGCUCGAACUCACAACAUCCACUUGGGCGUUUUGGAGACAAACCGGAUCUAUGUAUCAAGCAGAAAACCCUCAAGAUCCCAACACAAAGACAGGGAGAACACGAGAAGCCUUGAAGAACAAAGUAACCUGGCUCUUUGCCCUCUUCAUCUUCGGCUACGUGGGCGCUGAAGUUUCUCUCGGCGGCUGGAUCGUCGUCUUCAUGACCAAGAUCCGCCACGCCAACGCCUUCGCCUCCGGUGCCUCCGCAACCGGUUUCUGGGGUGGCAUGACUGUCGGCCGUCUCUUUCUCUCCUUCCUGACGGCGAGACUUGGAGAGUUCUGCUCCGUGCUCUUGUACCUAGGCAUCGCCGUUGUUCUCGAGUUGAUCUUCUGGCUCGUGCCCUCCCUCGUAACCUCAGCCGUCACAGUAGCGCUCUUAGGCGUGGUGAUGGGGCCUAUGUUCCCUACCGCCAUCGUCCUGGUCACCAAACUCCUCCCCCGCUCUCUCCACGUCGGCACCAUCGGCUUUGGCACGGCCUUCGGCGGCUCAGGCGGCGCGGUGUUCCCCUUCAUCGUGGGCGCCAUCGCGCAGAAGAAGGGCGUCAAGACGCUGCAGCCGAUCAUCCUUGCGCUGCUUGCGGCGAUUGCGGCCUUGUGGUGCAACAGAUCAACCGCCAGCGUGCAUCUCGUCGGCUUGCUCGAAUUUGGCUCGAAAAAAUGAAUCCCCGCAUUUCGCCAAACCGGAACUCCGUUUUUUCCACUGUCCUGUAGCUACAGCUCUCAUACAUCCCAACAAAAUAAAUCCAUACAAGUGUGUGCUGAUGAGCGGUAGAUUCAUCUCCUCAUCUCUGUAACUGUCGUUAGCUCGACAUUCUUUCAAGUCCCGGAUGCAUGGUAUCAACGUACUCGUCCCCGGCGUCCAUUGACUUGCUGCUCCUGCUGCAUGCCAUAGCCCAUUCCUUGCAUACCCAUGCCAGCAUAUCCGUAUGCGUUGAC
This is a messenger RNA of Hyaloscypha bicolor E, 1763 nucleotides long. RefSeq names its product MFS general substrate transporter. Bases 136 to 1488 code for a protein of 450 amino acids. The transcript has 6 exons. NCBI's taxonomy places the organism in Eukaryota, Fungi, Ascomycota, Leotiomycetes, Helotiales, Hyaloscyphaceae. Gene Ontology annotation, molecular function: transmembrane transporter activity. Gene Ontology annotation, cellular component: membrane. Gene Ontology annotation, biological process: transmembrane transport. The record is from RefSeq and is a predicted model, not a curated record.